Messenger RNA from Aphis gossypii (cotton aphid), 2004 nucleotides. RefSeq names its product cilia- and flagella-associated protein 157. The transcript has 9 exons. Gene Ontology annotation, cellular component: ciliary basal body; cilium. Gene Ontology annotation, molecular function: microtubule binding. Bases 117 to 1472 code for a protein of 451 amino acids. NCBI's taxonomy places the organism in Eukaryota, Metazoa, Arthropoda, Insecta, Hemiptera, Aphididae. The record is from RefSeq and is a predicted model, not a curated record.
AAACCUAGCCGAGCAUUCCGUUGCACAGUUUAGCAGGGCGCUACUAACAAACAAUAUCUACCGAUUAUAUCACUGGGUUACUCACAGAGGUCUGCUGUCAUAUUUGAAAAUUAACCAUGCAAAAUUCACCUGCAAAGAAGAAAAAGAAUAAAAAAGGUCACAAAAAGAAGAAUGUCAAAGAAGAAAAAGAUGCUUUGCAAGAAGUGGAUCGGACCAUGUACAAUAUACAAAUAGCUGAUCUCACUGAAAAACUCGCCAGAGUAACCAAUAGGUGUGCUGAGUUGGAGAGGAAUAAUGAUUUGGAAAGAGAAAAAGCUAAUUCAUUGAAAGAAGGUCAAUGUGACAUCAUAGCAUAUUUGUCGAGACAAGUUGAAAUGAAAAACAACGAGAUUAUUGAUUUGGAAAACACUGUUUCAACAUUAAAAACGACUAUUGAACACCAAAAAAUAAACUAUGAAGACAUUAUAAUGAAAAAAAAUGGACAAUUUGAAACAGUUUUUGGACAAUUGAAAGCAGAAAUUGGAUUGUUAAAUAGCAAAGUAAAUUCGUUGAAUGAGUUUAAAAAACAAAGAACUCAAUUAACUGAUAAGUUUUUAAAACAAGAGGAAGAGUUAUCAAAACUAAAAGGAGAAAACGAUAAUUUACUUUAUGAAACUGAGAAAAAACUUAUUAUAGCCAAAGAACAUAUGAAAUGUCAAAAUGAAGCUAAACUUUUGCAACUAUCUACAACGAUUCAGAAUAACCUACAAAAGUUAAUGUCUUCAACUUUUCAAAGAACUUUACAAGAAAAUGUUGUUAUUAAAACCGAAUUAAAUAAAUGUUCAGAUAGUUGGUUUAAAAUGGAUAAAAAAUAUACGUUACUGAAAUCAGACAACUUAGAUUUGAAAAUCGAGAACAAAAUGUAUAUGAAAGAGAAUAGCCGUCUAAAUAAAAUAAUCAUAGCCCAAAAACAGAUAAUGGAUGCAAUAAAAGCUAAAAAAAUAGGUCUUAGCUUACAAAUAAAAGAUUUAUCUACGAAAAAUGAGAGAAACCAGCGUAUUGCGUACAAAGCCAGCAGAGUAAAUACGAUGGUGACACAACUGAAACAUACGUUAAAAAAGAAAAACAAAAAGUUACGGAUCUUGACAAACAAUUUAGUAGCGAUGAAAGCCGAAAUAGAAACAUUGUGUUUGCACAUAUACAAAAUGGAUUCGAUGCUAGUGACGACGACAAAGUCCAUGGAAAACGUUUUGAAACUGAACGAAGUUGACCAGUCGUUGAGCAAAUACAAGGGUAAUGUUUAUUACACAUUUGUAGUCAAUUUGUACAAGCUUUUCGUUGCUACAAAGUUAAGAAAAGUAGAAAUCAGAGGAUUUGAUUCAAUUAAAGGAGUGAAAGUUACACUCUUGAACAUAAAAAAAAAACAAAGAUCUAAAUGUUCAAUUUUCAAAUUUCAGAGGAAUCAAUUAAAAAUGAAACAUUCAAAACUAUAAAAAUAAAUAAUCUGAAAUACAUAAAAUUUAGUAAGUAAUUUUGCUAACCACAAUAAUCAGUAUACAUGUUAAUAAUGAGUGGCGAUAAAAUAGAUCUAUAAUAAUUUACAAUAAACCUUGACGUAUAAAGGUACCAUGAACUUUAUAACUAGGACAAUCUUAUAACUCACUUGGUCAUAUUUAUUAAUUUAUGUACAUUUAAUUUGAUAAAAUAAAAUUAACAACAUAAUAUAAGUUAAUAUAAUGAAAAUAUUGUUAAUCUAAAUAAAUUAUAAUGGUACUAUACUCAAUUAUCGAGAACCCACCAUACAACUGUUAAUAUAAUAUAAUUAUUUACUCUCAGUUAAAAUCAAAGUUUAAAACUAUAAAAUUUUAAUUUGUAUUUCAGCGUAAAAUCAAUUUAUUUGUACAAGAAGUUUCCGGUCAUACUUAGUAUUUUACUACAAAUAUGUAUUUACAAUUGUUAAAAUAUUGAAUAACAAUAUCUGCAAGAAUCACAGUCUGAGUUGAUAACUUGAUUUAAUUUAAAACC